This is a messenger RNA of Strongylus vulgaris, 416 nucleotides long. NCBI's taxonomy places the organism in Eukaryota, Metazoa, Nematoda, Chromadorea, Rhabditida, Strongylidae. The record is from the annotation of a GenBank genome assembly.
AUGAAGCGACAGCUUGCAGCAGUUCAACAAAGGAAAGCAAAUAAAUUGACGCAAGAAGAACUCUUUGCCAGUUUGGCAGAGUAUCAACUGGACCCGAGAAAAAUAAAUCAACUAGGAUCGUCUAGUCAUAUGCAAGAAAAGUUGAAGAAUUCUAACGAAGACGAGGAAGAUAACACUGGUGCUGAGGGUUGCGAGGCAUCCACUUCAACAUCUCAACCAGAGCUGGAGGCACCUUCAUGUGUAAUUAGUGUGGAGGAGGAUAAACAAAAAGAAGCGAUGAGUAACACAGAUGAAAAAAACAAUUCUGGAUCAUCUUAUACUGAAAAUGAGCCUAGCGGUAGUGCAGAAAAUGCUGCGCCAAAAGUGCAGAUCCCCCCGAAAGUAGGUUUUAUCUGUCAAUGCUUUUAUAUUUAGUA